This is a messenger RNA of Kuraishia capsulata CBS 1993, 726 nucleotides long. RefSeq lists its product as uncharacterized. The transcript has a single exon. The record is from RefSeq and is a predicted model, not a curated record. Bases 1 to 726 code for a protein of 241 amino acids. Lineage: Eukaryota; Fungi; Ascomycota; Pichiomycetes; Pichiales; Pichiaceae.
AUGAUAAAGAGAUCGCCCACAUAUUCAGAGAAGAAGCGGAAUUCCAACAUAUGGAAUCGGUCCAAGUCCAAGAGACACUCCAUGCUGGUUCCGGAUCAAUUCUCGGCGGACAUGUUAAAACUCCAGGAAAACGCGGAGACCGUGUCAGAAAUUGGCCCUGAUUCAGUCCAGCAAGGCAACGCUGGUCGCAAAGGAUUUGAUGAACAAAUACGGGAAAUUGGUGAGGAUGAAGGGGAUAGUUUGACAUUGAGGAGCGCGGACCAAUUUGAAGACUCUUCGGAAAUGCUUAAUUCAGCCUUCAACGAUUAUCAAUUGGCACUGCAGGCCCUUUCUAUUGACUCGUCAUCAAGAAAUAUUCAAGAACAAAGCGAAGCCGACACAGCAACAACAAAUACAAUCCCCGCUCCUGCAUCCACCGACAUUGAAACCAAAUCCAGAGAGCAAUGCAAAACUAAGGCCGUCACGAUCUCCUCAGCACCAAUACACGAUGCGAAAACCAUGACGAUACCCAGAAUACCGACCUACGAUGCUCCAAUUCUGGAAGUAAGGACAAUAUCCAAGUUUGUUUUCGUUGGAUACAAGGAGUCCUCAAGCAACGAAUUGGACGCGACAGAUAACCAUCGCGACAGCUAUUUUGCGGAUAAUGGCUUUUUUGACGAUACGAGACUAAUUUUUGAAGAGAGUGAGGAUGAUGAGAAGAUUAAAAGGACUUCGUUCACAUUAUGA